Sitodiplosis mosellana (orange wheat blossom midge) is the source of this 3354-nucleotide messenger RNA. Its product is annotated as M-phase inducer phosphatase-like. Gene Ontology annotation, cellular component: cytoplasm; nucleus. Gene Ontology annotation, molecular function: protein tyrosine phosphatase activity. The transcript has 6 exons. The record is from RefSeq and is a predicted model, not a curated record. Gene Ontology annotation, biological process: G2/M transition of mitotic cell cycle; positive regulation of G2/M transition of mitotic cell cycle; protein dephosphorylation. The coding region runs from base 662 to 2623 and encodes 653 amino acids. Lineage: Eukaryota; Metazoa; Arthropoda; Insecta; Diptera; Cecidomyiidae.
GAAUCUAUGAUUUCUACUCAAUGUGAAAGUUUCGUUUGAUAAUAAUUUUCACUGAAUAUCCGGCGAAUUGUGCGCACCAAUUUCAGCGAGCAUCUAUUGUUUACUUAUGAACGAAAUGUCAGUGCUGGCGCCUAAUCAAACACACGCACCAUACAUGCAGAUUGUUGUUGUUCCACCGAUUUGCCAUCCGAUCACUGUAAAUAUUUACAACAUUCACAAGUCAGUGUGCGCGUAUGUAUGAGUGUAGUCAGUAGCAAGUGUUCUCGUCGAUUCAGUUCCCGCUUGACCUUUCUUGUGAUUAGUGAAUCUAUUGUUCGGCUUGUAUGGCUCGGAAAAUAUUGCUUGCAUUUCUUGUGAAAAUCGUCGUUGUCAUAUCAACUCAUUCCAUAAUUUUAGUUCAAUGUUUUAACAAUUCGUAUUUUGUGAUUCUUUUUAUCUAUGAUUCUUCUUAUUUGUUCAAUAUUGAUGUGUUUGUAUCGAAUGUUUGAAUACACCGAUUCUUUUAACAAUUUUAAUUACUAUGUUUUAAUAUGCAAUUGACUAUUUGUACGUUCUACCAAACCCAGUGAAACAUUGUUCGAAUUCCGUUAAAUCAUUCAAUUUAUUCAGUGAUCUCAAUCGGUUAAAAUAACCAAAAAUUAAAGAACAAAACCAGUGAACUAUGGAUAAAUCAUCGAAAUUGUCCAGUGGUGAAUGUGAUCCAAUUGAAAAUGCCAUCAUUGUGCCAAAUAUUGAUUUUGACGAUUGCAGCACACAAGAUGCGUGCGAUUUUGAACAACAUUCAGACAUUAGCGAUGUAAUAAGUGAUGAUAGCAAUGAAGAUACAACUGACACAACUGAUUCUGGAGUAACGUUACCGAGGCUCAAUAUCAGCACUUAUUUUAAGGAUUUAAAUCCGCCAUCGAUUCUUUCGCCGGUUAGUGAGCUCGCGAUGAACAUAGCCAAAACCAAAUUGAUUCCCGAUAACGGCUCCAAUGUAACCGCGAACGAUCAGGACGAUGUCAAUCAAGAAGAAUCGAAAAAUAGCUGUGAGAGGGAGGAGGAGAGCAAAGAUGACAAUUCAAAAUAUCCACGAACACCAUCAUCGUUUGCAUUCGCCUCGUCACUAAAAAGGGCUGAAAACACCAAUAGAAAGGACGAUGCGGCCGAUACUCGUCUCAAUGCCUUGAGCAUCAAUUCAAAUGUUAUAUCGUCUACGACGCAUGGACGCCGACUGAACAUAGCUCCAUUGAACUUUGACGAUUCAUCAAAUUCACCCGUGAAAAUGUCAUCCGAAGAAAUGUCACUGUACUCGGGCAACACACCACAAGGCAGCCCAAGACCAUGCUCGAUAAGUCCCUGCCUCGAAAUGGGUUUGUUGUCACCGCUACGUGAGAGUGAAACCAUCGAAGAUCGCCACGACAUCGAUUUCAACUCAAUGGAUUCGGGCUACAGUAAUAAUAGCAGCAAAAUGUUCACAUUUGCCCAACCAAAUGCACUGCCACCAAAACCAUCCCCACCAAAAACUGCGCGCACAUCGCCAAAAUCAAUUAGCUGCUUCCGAUCGUUCAACAGCCUGUCGUCCGACUCAAUGGAAUCGAUGGACGAUGACUGCAUGGAUUUACUCGACAUGGAAUCGAUGGAUGAUAAUGCACAAUUGCCAACAUCGUUCAAUUCAAUCAUCAGCGGCAACAUCAAAUCAACCACCUCCAUUCCACAAACAACAACACCCGUUUUCCGUCGAUGCCUCAGCAUGACCGAUGGCAAUGUUAAUCUUGGCCCACGAACGCCUGAAUCACUGAAAACUAUCCCAGAAAGUGACCCACCAUUCAACGGUAUCAUCAAGACAUUCAAACGGCCCGAACCACCAACCAUCGGCAGCCCAGUGCAAAGCAAACGGUACAAGCAAAGUAGCGAAGACAAAGAAAAUUCAAAUGAUUUGCCCAUCGCACGACCCAUUCUUCGUAAAUCAAUGUCAAUGAACGACGAUAUCAUCAUGAACGCCCUUUCACGAUCAUCAUCCGAACCACAUUUGAUCGGUGACUUCAGCCGGCCAUUCUGUUUGCCAUUGACCGAAGGACGUCACAGCGAUUUGAGAUCAAUCUCAACGCACACCAUGGCCAAACUGUUGCGCGGCGAAUACAAAGACUCAGUUGCAUCGUUCAAGGUUGUGGAUUGUCGGUAUCCAUACGAAUUCGAGGGCGGUCACAUUCGUGGUGCACAAAACUUAUUCACGCAAGAACAAAUACUGACCGAACUAGUAAACUCAAAGACUGAUACACCCAAACUUGUUUCCGAUGAGCCAAUGCGCAACAUCAUCGUAUUCCACUGUGAAUUCUCAUCGGAACGAGGACCAAAAUUAUCUCGUUUCCUUCGCAAUAACGAUCGGUCACGCAAUGAGCAUGCUUAUCCAGCAUUGCACUAUCCAGAAAUCUAUUUGUUGCACGGUGGCUACAAAGAUUUCUUUGAAUCCUAUCCAGAACUUUGCGAUCCAAUCAACUAUCGUCAAAUGUUGGACCCAAUGUUCACAACCGCAUACCGUCAUUUCCGUGCCAAGUCAAAGAGCUGGAAUGGUGACCAAAAGAGUGCUAGCCGAUCAACAAAUCGUCUGGUGAAAACAAAAUCACGAAAUCUUAUUUAUUAACCAAAAAAAUACAGUAACAAAAAUCUCAAAAUGAUAGUGUUACCCCCCCCCCCCCCCUCCGUAAAAACACCAAUCAAAUGCGACAGACAGCUCUCAUGCAAAACCAGUUUUUAACGAAAUAAGAUCCGACUAAGGCAGUUUUCCAAUUCAAUGGCUUUUCAAAGAAUGUUUUUUUUUUAUUUUUAUAUGUUAGAUGAUUAACAAAAUGUUUUUUAUUUAAUUUAAUCUGUGAUUUAGCCCAUAGAUUCUUGAUCGUAUAAAUUUUUUGUUUUUUACUUAAAAAGAGAUGCAUCGAAAAACACUUUGUUUUUCUCUCUCGAAACGAUUUAGUUAUCGGGAAAGAGGGGGAGAGAGAGAGAGAAAGAAGGAAAAAAGUGAAAAGCAACACCCAUUAAUUUAUAAGCGCAACAAAAAUCUUAUGCUAAAAGAAAUGCCAUGAAUGGAUAAACACAGUAUGCCAGAGCACAAAGAACAAAGAAAACGCUGUAAAUAAUCGAAUGUAAAAUGCUAAGAAUUAUCGGAAUGAAAUCCAUUUGUAGUAUUAAUUUAAACAAAAAAAUUUAUAGCAAUUUCUGAAGGAAAAAAACUCAAUUUUUUAAAUUAUAAAUUUUCAUAAAAUUAGUGCAAAAAAAACGAGAUGAAAAAAAAAGCAUAGGUAUGGAAACAAAAAAGUAACUAAACAUAGGAGAAAGAGAAAAGACACUGAAACCUAAAUUAAAUUAUGCAGAAAA